This is a messenger RNA of Humulus lupulus (European hop), 1437 nucleotides long. Its product is annotated as abietadienol/abietadienal oxidase. The coding region runs from base 4 to 1437 and encodes 477 amino acids. NCBI's taxonomy places the organism in Eukaryota, Viridiplantae, Streptophyta, Magnoliopsida, Rosales, Cannabaceae. Gene Ontology annotation, biological process: brassinosteroid biosynthetic process; sterol metabolic process; multicellular organism development. Gene Ontology annotation, molecular function: oxidoreductase activity, acting on paired donors, with incorporation or reduction of molecular oxygen; heme binding; monooxygenase activity. The record is from RefSeq and is a predicted model, not a curated record. The transcript has 9 exons.
GCUAUGAUCAUGACAUUAUUUUUCAUAGUUUUUUUUCUCAUUAAAUUUCUUCAAAAAGAGAACACAAAACUGGCCAAAACUAGGCACAAAAAACUGCCACCAGGGAGAAGAGGUUGGCCAUUGAUUGGAGAUAGUUUCAACUGGUACAAUGCUGUUGCAAGCUCUCACCCUCCAACCUUCGUAGAACAACAAGUCAAAAGGUUUGGGAAAAUAUUUUCCUGCAGUUUGUUUGGGAAGUGGGCUGUGGUGUCUGCUGACCCCAGCUUCAACCGGUUCGUGAUGCAAAACGAGGGGAAGCUGUUCAAGUCGAGUUAUCCGAAAUCGUUUCGAGAUUUGGUUGGGAAAAAUGGAGUGAUUACAGUUCAAGGAGAACAGCAAAGGAAGCUCCAUGGAAUUGCUUCCAACAUGAUGCGUCUUGAGAAGCUUAAGUUUCACUUUUUGGAAGAUAUUCAGAGGGUUAUGACUCGAACUCUCUGCAGUUUUGAAGAUGAUCAACUCAUUCUUCUCCAAGAUGUUUGUAGAAAGGUGGCUAUUAAUCUAAUGGUAAAUCAAUUAUUGGGAAUAACAAGUGAGUCUGAGAUCAAUGAGAUGGCUCACUUGUUCUCUGACUUUGUUGAUGGUUGUCUCUCUGUUCCUAUCAAUUUACCAGGCUGUCCUUAUCACACUGCCAUGAAGGCAAGAGAGAAAAUAAUUAAGAAGAUUAAUAGAACAAUAAAGAUGUACAGAGAAGAAGGGUCAUUGGAAGUGAGUAAUGGUGUGUUAGCAAGAUUAUUAGAGGAAGAAAGUUUACCAGAUGAAGCAGUAGCAGAUUUCAUCAUCAACCUUCUCUUUGCUGGAAAUGAAACCACUGCUAAAACUAUGCUUUUUGCUGUAUAUUUUCUCACUCAAUGUCCCACAGCUUUGAAACAACUACUGGAUGAACAAGAGAGUUUAAAGAGUUGCUCUAAUGGAGAAGAAAUGCUUACAUGGCAGGACUACAAAGCAAUGUCUUUCACUCAAUGUGUUAUUGAUGAAUCUCUUAGACUAGGAGGGAUUGCAAUAUGGUUGAUGAGAGAGGCCAUUGAAGAUGUCAAGUACCAAGAUUAUGUUAUCCCCAAAGGGUGUUUUGUGGUUCCAUUUCUUUCGGCAGUACAUUUGGAUGAAAAUGUGUACAAUGGAGCUCUUAAUUUUAAUCCAUGGAGGUGGAUGGACCCUCAAAAUGAGGAAAAGAGAAAUUGGAGAAAUAGUCCAUUUUAUGCUCCUUUUGGAGGAGGUGCCAGAUUCUGCCCAGGAGCCGAGUUAGCUCGCCUUCAAAUUGCUCUCUUUCUCCGAUCCUUUGUUACUACAUAUAGGUGGACACAAACGAAAGAAGAUAGAAUGUCUUUCUUUCCUUCUGCCCGACUUGUAAAUGGUUUCCAAAUUCGCUUAACGAGACGACACAUGCAAGAUGAAGGAUGA